Beta vulgaris subsp. vulgaris (sugar beet) is the source of this 2695-nucleotide messenger RNA. RefSeq names its product cyclic nucleotide-gated ion channel 4. The coding region runs from base 227 to 2332 and encodes 701 amino acids. NCBI's taxonomy places the organism in Eukaryota, Viridiplantae, Streptophyta, Magnoliopsida, Caryophyllales, Amaranthaceae. The transcript is spliced from 7 exons. The record is from RefSeq and is a predicted model, not a curated record.
UCCAAUCCCUCCUAAGCUGCGGCUGUUACAAAAAUGAUUAUGUUCAUUUCUUUCCUUCAGUACCUUUCAAGCUCAAAUUUAAUAGUCAUACUUCCUACUUCCUAGUUCCUACUUCUCCUCAUCUCUUCCUUCAAAAAAAUUAUCCCAAAUCAAUCAAACCCUAAAAUAAAUUAUUUAUUAUACUCCGUGUGACUGUGUGCGUGCGUGCGUGUAUAUAUAUUACAGAAUGAUAAGAAAUCAAGAAAUUUUGCUAGUCUCGCGCUUGCAUGAGACUAGAGGUGAUGAUACUUCAGAAUCAGAUGAAGAAGAAGAAUUAGAAGAGGAUGAUCAAGAUACAGAAUUCGGCGAAGAAACCUAUCAAGAUGAUCAAGAAGCAACAACAACUUUGAACAACUAUGGUAAAUUCCUCCACAAUCUAUGUGGUAGGAAAAUGCAAAGACAAGGACGAGGACAAAGACAUGGCAAUUUGUUCGCCCUUGGGGGAGUCUUAGACCCAAGGGCGACAUGGGUGCAAGAGUGGAACAAAAUAUUUCUUCUCGUUUGUGUUACGGGCCUUUUUGUUGACCCUCUAUUUUUUUACGCACUCUCAAUUAGUGAGGCCUACCUUUGCCUCUUUGUUGAUGGGUGGUUCGCGAUAAUGGUCACGGUGAUACGAUGCAUGACUGAUGUGUUGCACGUAUGGAAUAUGUGGCUUCAGCUCAAAAUGGCCAAGCAUCACCAGCCUUUUAGUAGGGAUGGCAAUGGAGAAAGUAGGCUUGGUGAUAAGAGUGCUCAUAAAGUUGCUCUUGGAUACUUUAAAGCUAGAAAUGGCUUCUUCUUUGAUCUCUUUGUGAUCCUCCCUUUACCCCAGAUUGUAUUAUGGGUGGUAAUUCCAUAUUUGCUGCGAAGAGGAUCAACAAAUGCAGUGAUGAUAGUGUUAUUAAUCAUAUUUCUAUUCCAAUACCUCCCAAAGAUCUACCACUCAGUUUGCCUCCUUCGUCGAAUGCAAAAGUUUUCAGGCUAUGUCUUUGGUACUAUUUGGUGGGGUUUUGCCCUCAAUAUGAUUGUCUAUUUUGUCGCUUCACAUGCAGCAGGAGCAUGUUGGUACUUGUUAGGGAUUCAAAGGGUGAUCAAAUGUUUAUCAGAGCAAUGCAGUAAAAUGCAUGGGUGCAACACAAGAUUGUUAGCCUCCCAACAACCUAUCUUCUAUGGUGGUAAUAAGGCUUUAAUAAAAGAUCAUGGCCGCCUUUUUUGGGCUUCUAAUAGAGUUGCAAGACAUAAUUGCUUGGAGAGUUAUAAUAACUAUGAAUAUGGAGCUUACAAAUGGGUUAUCUACCUUGUUAGCAAUAACAAUCGCUUUGAGAAGAUACUUAUGCCCAUCUUUUGGGGGCUUAUGACUAUGAGUACCUUUGGGAACUUAGAAAGCACAGCUGAAUGGAUGGAGUCUCUCUUUGUCAUCAUUGUCUUAACUAGUGGGCUUCUUCUAGUCACCAUGUUAAUUGGUAAUAUCAAGGUGUUCUUGCAUGCAACAACAUCAAAGAAGCAAGCAAUGCAGCUGAGAAUGAGAAACAUUGAAUGGUGGAUGAAAAAGAGGAAAUUGCCUCUUAAGUUGAAGCAAAGGGUUCGCAACUAUGAAUGGCAACGUUGGGCAGCAAUGCGAGGAGUUGAUGAAUGUGAGAUGAUCCGAAACCUUCCUGAAGGUCUCAGGCGGGACAUCAAAUACCAUCUUUGCCUUGAUUUAGUUAAACAGGUGCCAUUAUUCCAGCACAUGGAUGAUCUAGUUUUAGAGAACAUAUGUGAUCGCGUCAAGUCCCUCGUAUUCACCAAAGGAGAGACGAUCACCAAAGAAGGUGACCCAGUCCAGAGAAUGUUAUUUAUAGUCCGAGGACAUCUUCAAAGCAGUCAAUUUCUAAGAGACGGAGUAAAAAGUUGUUGUAUGUUAGGCCCUGGAAACUUCAGUGGAGAUGAAUUAUUAUCAUGGUGUUUAAGAAGACCAUUUAUAGAGAGAUUGCCACCUUCAUCAUCAACAUUAAUCACCCUUGAAACAACAGAAGCAUUUGGGCUCGAAGCCGAAGAUGUUAAGUAUGUAACUCAACAUUUUCGCUACACAUUUGUGAACAAUAAGGUUAAGAGAAGUGCUAGAUAUUACUCCCCUGGUUGGAGGACUUGGGCUGCCGUCGCCAUUCAGUUAGCUUGGCGACGGUAUAAGCAUCGAUUGACGCUUACUUCCUUGUCUUUUAUUAGGCCUAGGAGGCCAUUGUCGCGCAGUUCCUCACUUGGUGAAGACAGGUUGAGGCUUUAUACUGCACUUUUAACAUCUCCAAAGCCAAAUCAAGAUGAUUUUGAAUUCUAGCUUAUUUGAUGAGGCAAUGUUGCACGAAGGAUUCAAACAAGGCCUCGCCUAAUGGCCUGGUAAAGGACUAAAGGUUUGGUCUCGUGACUUCAAGAUGUAUAGGGAAUCAAACCCCACUAGAGUGACGCUUUUUUAGGAUGAAAUUUCUCUUACCAUUCCUCCUCUCUCCUGAUAAGUCUGACCUGCGAUUUUGACUUGAUAUACAUGUGGAAGGUGUCAGAUUAGUAGGAUCAUUUUAGUUUAUGUAUAUGAAUGUGUUGUUUUCUCAAGUGGUAAUUAAUUUAUUGCGAGAAUAUGAUGUAAAUAAAUGGUUCUAUAUGUUUCAUCUUUAAAAUGUUGUUUAGAAUUAUCAUUAUAAAGUUU